Elgaria multicarinata webbii is the source of this 876-nucleotide messenger RNA. It is a transcript of the gene C9H12orf60, whose product is annotated as chromosome 9 C12orf60 homolog. The coding region runs from base 97 to 876 and encodes 259 amino acids. NCBI's taxonomy places the organism in Eukaryota, Metazoa, Chordata, Lepidosauria, Squamata, Anguidae. The transcript has 3 exons. The record is from RefSeq and is a predicted model, not a curated record.
UCUUUUCUUUCCUUGGUGGUCAGAAACUGAUUUGCGAUGGAAGAUACAUAGAUGGAAUAAAUAAGAAAACAGAGUGUGACACAUCCUUUUUUGAAAAUGCUGUCCGUCUUUGGGUCAGAGAAGGAUAAGGAGAGGCUCCUUAAGGCCAGUCGUCAUCUGUAUGAUAGCAUCUACACGUUUGUCUCCUCUACCAACACCAUAUUCCGAAUGCUCAACCAGUAUAUUGGAAGUGAAUUGGCCAUCUUUACAGUGAAGGAAAACCUUAGCAUCAAAGAGAACCUUCAGCUCUUGGGGAGCUCUCUAAAAGAGAUGCAGGAGAUAGUGGUGGCAAAGGAUAAAGAUGUCAAACAGAAAGUCAGCCUUCCACUGUAUUCUAAGAUUACUGUGUCUAUCCGUUCCACGGAUGAAAAGAUUAAGCUUAUAAAGGACAUUAAUGGUCAAUAUCAGGGAGAUUUAGGAAGUAUCUGUGGUCCUAUUUGUGCAGUCAUAAUAAAAAAUGGUAAUCUCCCUGAGAAACUUGAUAAUUCCAUUCGGGAUUUAAUGAACAGUCCUGUGCUUUCUCUUCGAGUGGGUGAACUUCUCAUGACCCAUGAAGAAAUUGCUAAAGCACUUCCGGACUCCAGCGCCACUUCGUCCCAUUCAGUGGUUCCAGUACAAGCGAGAAGCCGCAGUCAGUCUGUAAUUACCAGUACUUUCUCACUUACCAACUUCAUGCGGGCAGUUCUUCGGACACAACCAUGUAAGAACACCAUUGAACUAGCUGCAGAUUGCCUGGAAGACGCUGUUAAGGCACUGAAGCCAGGUUGCGAAAGUUUUCACAGCACUGUCAAGAUGGCUGAAGAGUACGUCACAUUGAUCAUUGACAAGAUGCAGUGA